Molecule: messenger RNA, 204 nt
Organism: Cooperia oncophora
Lineage: Eukaryota; Metazoa; Nematoda; Chromadorea; Rhabditida; Trichostrongylidae
Source: the annotation of a GenBank genome assembly
AUGCAAGUGGUGCUCGAUACUGUGGAUCACAAGAACCUUGACAAGGAUGUUGAAUGGUUCCAGCACAAUGUGAGCACAUCGGAAAACGUAGCCAUUUAUCUAUGGGAGAAGCUUCGGGUACAGAUGAAAACGCCAAAGAUGCUCUACAAGGUGACCGUUGAAGAGACACCAAAAAAUAUUUUUACUUACAAAGGCGAAAUCUAG